AGGGCAGUGCAGGGUGGGGAGGCGGGCUCCAGCUCUUCGGAGUUACGCCGCCGUGAGACACGCCUGGAGAGAGAGCGAGAGGGGGGGGGGCGCUACGCUCCUCCUCCUCCUCCUCCUCCCCUUCUUUCUCUUUCCCUUCCCUUCCCUCCGCAGCUCCACAAACUAGGAACCAGCUCCAACAGCCGUGUGCUGAAUGUGCGCGCGCGCGUCUUUGAGCGAGAGCAAGAACAACACAGGGAAGCACAAACGGGGAGGAGGAGGAGGAGGAAAAGCAGCAGCGACAGCAGGAGAAGGAAGGUGAAGAGGGAAGGACACACGCGCAGAGAGAGAAGGCUGGCCAGAAGAGACGGCUGGGGAGAGAGAGGGGGGAAAAGUUUACACCCUCUGAAGCUGCUCUUUCCCACCCACCUCUUCCCGCGGCGGCGCUGCUGGCGCAGAUGGGAGUUUUACCUGGAAUGACAUAAGUUUUUUUCCCUCCUCCCCUUCCCUUUUGGGAGGGUGUCUCCCUUCUUUUAAAAAAAUAUUAAAAUUUGCUGGAUCCAGAGCUCCAUUCCUCCCCCCCCCCACGCCCUCCAGCAACGGUCGGCGAUGUGACAGCCAGGAGCAAACCUUUAGCCAGCCUUCUUAGCUGAGAGCUGUCACCAAGGAGGUGAUCUGAGUGGACUUCGCCGCCGUUUCCAGCUGCACGGCCCCGAGAGAGGCUGGAACUCCUGCCGCCGCCGCUUGCUGCUGGACCUUGCGUGUAAGAUCGUAGCAACCUCCUCCUCUCUGCUUCCAGGAUUUAACCCCAGAUCUGCUCCAGAGAUCGGAUCCACAGAGAUCGGAUCCGCCACCUUCCUUAUUGCUAUUCUUCCCUGGUCUGCCGCUGGCCGCCGUCCUCCUUGAUCGGACGCUUUGGCAGUUCAAAGCUGGAGGGUCUUUCCUCCGACCAUUGCACAUCGUAGGUGGUUAGGAAAAUGAAGGAGGAAGUUGAAUGAAGUGGUGCAAAUUGUAUAGAUACAUACCAUGAUUUGCCACAAGUGGCUUCAUUUAUGGAGACCAAAGGCUAUCACAGUUACCCAGAAAGCCUAGAUAUGGAGAGACGCUGGAGCCAAGGUUCUCAGUCUAUGGAGUAUUCUUCUGCAGGAGAGCGGGCUGAAGAGAGUAAUAACUAUAUGGAGAUUGUAAAUGUGAGCUGUGUUUCUGGUGCUUUUCCAAAUAGCAGUACUCAAGGAAGCAACAAAGAAAAACCUGAACUUCUUUCUUGCCUUCAGCAAGAUCAUAAUCAGCCUGGUAUUUCAACCUCUGACAUAAAAACUGAGUCAGAUUCCAAGGAGCUUUCUGCAACUGUAGCUGAAUCAAUGGGUUUGUACAUGGAUUCUGUGAGAGAUGCUGAUUUUAGCUAUGAUCAGCAAAGUCAACAAGGAAGCAUAAAUCCUGGAAAGAUGUAUCAAAAUGUUGAACAACGGGUGAAGCUAUACAAGGAGAAUGGCCAUCGCACUUCUCCCUUGAACACCCCAAGCAGGCCUCUGAGACCUCGAAUAUCGGACUGUGCAAGCUCUGUGAAUGGUGGUAUCGUACCCACAAUUGUGAAGAGUCCCAGAGUAUGUCAAGAGAAGAGUCCUCCUGAUUGUAGUCCUCAAAACAUGGCUUCUUCAGUCUGCAGCCCUCCUGGAAUUAAUUCUGUAUCUUCAACAACUCCUGCUAACUUUGGAAAUUUCACAGUUAAUAGCCCAAUCAACCAGGGAACGCCUUUAUCAUGCUCCCCCAACAUUGAAAAUCGUGGCUCAAUGUUGCACAGUCCUGCCCAUGCUAGUACUGUGGGAUCUCCUCUGUCAAGUCCUAUUAGUAGCAUGAAAUCACCUAUUUCAAGCCCUCCUAGUCACUGUAGUGUGAAAUCUCCAGUUUCAAGUCCUAAUACAAUUCCUAUGAGAUCCUCAGUGUCCAGUCCUGCAAAUAUGAACUCAAGGUGCUCUAUUGCCAGCCCUUCCAAUGCCAAUAAUAGGUCUGCUCUUUCUAGCCCAGCUGUUAGUACUGUGGGGUCCUCUAUGUGUAGUCCAAUAAAUGGUGCACUGGCCUUUCCUGCAUCUAACACACCUGUUGGACCUGGCACAGGCCAAGACAUUGUUCCUAGUCCAGAUACAAAAGACAAUAAAGGUGCUCCAGAAAUCCUAUUUCCUAAAAUAGAGGAAAUGGAAAAUACCAUCUCUGACAAUGAAGUCGCUAAUCCAAUGAAUCGUAUUCAGUUUAUAAAACCUGAACCAGAAGGGGUAUUCAGUAGCUCAUGUCUUGGAGAAAACAGCAAAAUCAGUUCUGAUUCCCCAUUUUCAGUAUCAAUAAAGCAAGAAUCAGCUAAACAUUCUUGUUCUGGUGCUUCUUUUAAAGGGAAUCAGACUGUCAAUCCAUUUCCAUUUAUGGAUGGGUCAUAUUUUUCUUUCAUGGAUGAUAAAGACUACUAUUCUCUUUCUGGGAUUUUAGGACCACCUAUUUCAUCAUUUGAUGGCACCUGUGAAAGUAGUGGGUUUCCAAAUCCAGGCCUGUCUGUAGGAAUCAAACAGGAGCCCACAGAGAGCAGCUAUUAUCAAGAGAACCCUCUGCCAUCUUCUGCCAUCAUUGGGGUGAAUUCAGGUGGCCAGUCAUUUCACUAUAGGAUUGGAGCUCAAGGCAGAAUAUCUUUAUCACGACCUGUUGGUAGAGAGCAGUCUUUUCAGCAUAUGAGCUCAUUUCCUCCAGUAAGUACUUUAGUGGAGUCAUGGAAAACGCAUGCUGAGUUGUCUGCCAGAAGAAACGAUGGGUAUCCAGUUCUAGAAUACAUUCCAGAAAAUGUGUCAAGCUCCUCAUUAAGGAGUGUGUCAUCUGGAUCCUCAAGACCUUCCAAAGUGUGUUUGGUGUGUGGGGAUGAAGCAUCUGGAUGUCAUUACGGAGUUGUUACCUGUGGCAGCUGUAAAGUCUUCUUCAAGAGAGCAGUGGAAGGUAAAUCCUCAUGGCAGCACAAUUAUUUAUGUGCAGGACGGAAUGACUGUAUAAUUGACAAGAUUCGAAGGAAAAACUGUCCAGCUUGCCGAUUACAGAAAUGUCUUCAGGCUGGAAUGAAUUUGGGAGCUCGCAAAUCAAAGAAGUUGGGCAAGUUAAAAGGGAUUCACGAAGAACCACAGCAGCAGCAGCCACCACCCCAAAGUCCAGAAGAAGGGACUACCUAUAUUGCUCCAGCAAAAGAACCCUCUGUAAACACAGCACUUGUUCCUCACUUGUCUUCAGUUUCACCAGCACUUACUCCCUCACCCACUAUGGUCCUAGAGAACAUUGAACCUGAAAUUGUAUAUGCAGGAUAUGAUAGCUCAAAGCCAGAUACGGCAGAACACUUGCUCUCCACUUUAAACCGUCUUGCUGGCAAACAGAUGAUUCAGGUGGUAAAGUGGGCAAAGAUACUUCCAGGCUUUAGAAACUUGCCUCUUGAGGACCAAAUUACUCUAAUCCAGUAUUCUUGGAUGUGUCUAUCAUCAUUUGCCUUGAGCUGGAGAUCAUACAGACAUACAAACAGCCAGUUCCUCUAUUUUGCUCCUGACUUGGUCUUUAAUGAAGAGAGGAUGCGCCAAUCUGCCAUGUUUGAAUUGUGCCAGGGGAUGCACCAGAUCAGCCUUCAAUUUGUUCGCUUGCAACUUAGCUUUGAAGAAUACACCAUAAUGAAAGUUUUGCUGCUGUUAAGCACAGUUCCUAAGGAUGGUCUGAAGAGCCAAAGUGCAUUUGAAGAAAUGAGGGCAAAUUAUAUUAAAGAACUGAGGAAGAUGGUAACUAAACAUCCAAACAGUUCUGGGCAAAGUUGGCAGCGAUUUUACCAACUGACGAAGCUCCUAGACUCCAUUCAUGAUCUUGUUAGCGAUUUGUUGGAAUUCUGUUUCUACACCUUCCGAGAGUCUCAAGCUCUGAAAGUGGAGUUUCCAGCAAUGCUGGUAGAAAUCAUCAGUGACCAGUUGCCGAAGGUGGAAUCUGGGAAUGCCAAGCCCCUCUACUUCCACAGGAAGUGACAGAAAAUGUCUUAAUGGAAAAAAAAACUUUGCCUUAAGUUUCCCUGUGCUAUUCCACACCCAUGAAGGACCCAAGAAACCACAUUUAAAAUAUGCUAUACAAAAUUGUUCAGCAAUCUCUGAAUAGUUUAAAAUCCAUAGAAAGGGUUUGGAGGCUGGAAAGCAACUUAUGUGAACUUGGCGAGACAAAGUCGUCAAGAUGUUUAAGAUCCAUCAUCCCACCCCCAAUACCCCAACAUUUAGAAAAGUGUGUUCCUGUUCCUCCGGAUGAAAAGCCAUAUCUAGUCAAAUAACUCUUUGAUUUUGAUAUUUUAAGAAAUGAACAUUUUAACUAUGCCAUGUAGUUUCUGGUAUUGUUUGCUUGUUUUAAGGGUUCAAGGACUAAUAUGAACUUUUUAAAGCUUACCAUUUGUUUGCACAUAAAACAAAGUCAAUAUGGGGCAUUAACACACACACACACACACACACACACACACACACACACACACACACACCCUGGAUGUGUAAAAUAAAUAAUGGAGCAUUUGGUGUGGAAUAAUCUUGGUAUCUUCACUGGUGGCAUUUGUUAUCCCAUUUUAUCCAUCAUAGAUGAUCUACACUGUGUUAAGUGUUCAUUUAUUAUUUAACUUGAAAGGAUAAGAUGUUAAAACAAAUGCCUCGGUUUCAAUUUAUAGUAUCUAUUGUGCUGGCUUUACCAAUAAUAUUUUGCAGUCUUUUGCUGUACUGUACAUUGCUGUAUGUAUAAAAUUGAAGGACCUGACAAAAAAUGGUAUACGGAACUUUUGUAAAUGAAACUGAAAAAUCUCUAAUGGAUAUAGGAUGAAUGGGAAAGUAUUUUUGGAAUAAUUCUAUUUUGCUGGAGACUAUUUAAUUACUCUUUUUGUCUAAACACAAAGUAAUUUUUUUUUGUAAAGUGAAUUGUUCUGCAUGCAUAAUGAACCGUUUACAGUGUAUUUAAGAAAGGGAAAGCUGUGCCUUUUUAGCAUCAUAUCUAAUUUACCAUCUGACAGUGUCUGCUGUAAAUAACCACCCAUAAACAUUUUCAGUUGGAUUUCUCCUCCUCCUUUCUGUACAUUUUCAUCCAUGUGCCUCCCUCUUCCUCAGUAUUUGCUGCUUUUACAUGCCUUGAGCACACUGAGUUCUGCUUCAUGUACAGCUGCGUCUGCAGCUUUAGACACGUUUCAUGUACCAAGAUAAACUCCAAAGGACACAAACUACUGAGAAGUUGUGCUACAGAUGCCCGAGUGAAGUUAUUGGAGCUGUGCAAAUAUAUGGUGGUUCAUUUCAGUGGGGCUUGCUGCACGGGAUGACAUCCUGGUGGCUAAUUGUGCCCAAAGUCUCCUCAAAGACUUGUCAGUUCCAGGAUGAAAUGAUGUUUCUGCCUGCCUAUUUACUCAGAGGCCACAGUUCAGCAAAUUUAGCCCCACUGAUUUUCAUGGGACUGUAUGGGCACUUAACUCUCUAUGCUAGAUUGUGGCCAAAGAAAUAAACUACAAGUAUUUGUAAAAGGGGUACUUUAAAAAGUACCCCUUUUUAAUUUGGAAUGUAAAUAAAUACAAAAAAUAAGGUUUUAACUCUUAAUAUGAAAAUAACAUUCUAUUCUGAGAGGAAAAAUUCAACACAAUGUCUAGCCAGCCAGAUUUGUUUAUGGGAGAAAUAGAUGCUAAUGGCAAAUUUGGAUAGUUUAACACCUAGAUCCUAAACUGUUGGUUUUUUUAAAAUUAUGUCCCAUUGAUUUCAGAACAAUUUACUUCUAUGUAACUGUUUAGGAUUCCUGCCUCAAUUAGCUAUUAAAUGAUAUUAAUGUUUUAACACUUUUGCAAGUCAGCCCUAAAAUUCAGCUAAAAAUAAACGUUUCAAUUCUGCUGAUCUGGGUCCACCCCCAACCAUUUUAUGGGCUGAGAUGAUACAGAUUUAUAUUUCUUGCGAUGAUUAUCAUUAUUAUACAGUUUAUAAAUAAUAUAAAUAUUGGAACAUAAUUUAGAAACUUUUCCUAUGACCAUUGAUAUUAAAUACAAAUGUAAAAAGAAUAAUUGUCAAGAGUUAUAUUUCUCUAAACCUGUGUCUAGGCUAAGGUGUUUUUGUUUGCUUAGUUUGAGAAACCUAAAAACAAAAGCUUACAUACUGUGCAGGAUUCUCAAGCAUUUUGCACUCUGUGGGUACUGCUGUGUCUAACGCAAGUUGCGCUAGAGUACACGCGCAAAUGCCGAAAGUGUACGAGGGAGUUGCACGAAUGCACAGCCAUUAUUUCCAGUGGCCAUGUGAUCAUGUUACGCUUUUGUCCGAUUUCAGCAUUGGUGCAAGUGUGCUCUAGUGCAACUUGCAUUUGGGAAAUACAGAAGCACACAUUGUGCACAAAACGCCUGAGAAACACUGCACAAUAUGUGAGCCAAAGUCUUAAUAAAUAAUCAAGGCUGAGAUCCAAAGAGUUGCUUUUUGCAUGCCCAAGACUUGGGUGUACCCAGCAGGAUUUCUUUAUUUUCUUUGAUGGAAUGGCAGGCCCCAGAGUCCUGUCACAAACUACAUUUGAAAGAACCCUCAGGUUCAGAAAUGAUUUUCCAGGUGGCCCCUUCAAGAAAUACAAGCCUAAAGCCUCCUUGGACUCAUGAACUCAUUGUGGCAUUCACUGGAUCUCAAACCAAUGUUCUCAACAAUCAAACAUAUGUCAGAUUCAGAAAACUGAAAGUUCUUUUGCAUGUAAAAAACAAGAUGCAAACAUACUAUUUUUCUUUUUAAAGCACAUUUCUUGUCAACAGGAAAUCCGAAUAAGGAUAAGGAAAGGAUCAAAACAUAAAAUUACACAUGCAUAUAUCAUUUGCAGUUUUGGAAAUCUAAUUCAUAAACCGACUCCUUUGAUCUGCACAGCAAUAUGAAAUUCAUACUUCUGAAGUGAUAAAAAUGCACAGCAUGCAGACAGGUUGUUUAUAGUAAAGAAGUGGACACAAAUCUCCCUUUUAUUUUUUUUUAAGACUGAAAUUGGCAUUUCAAAUUAUCCAGGUUUGUGGUUAAUGCAGCAUGCUGCUGCCUCUUUUUUUUUUUUUUUUUUUUUAAAUACUAUUAUUAUUAACAAAGUUACUGAAAUUUUUUCUAUUGCUAAGUAACUUUGAUUAAAAUAUUAAAGCCAUAUUACUGAAAAAUCUACUGUUAGAUGUUUGUCCCAAUUCACAUUGUUGUCUGUUUGCUCUUAUUUUUGUACCUUCUUGCAUUUAAUCUUGGUUUGGUACAAUUCAUAAUUAACAGAAAUGUCAUAAUUAAAACACUAAAUUAGUUUUAAAACAAUUUAUAUCUUUAUGCAAAAUAUAUGUCUCUUUGCAAACAACUGUAAGCAGAUUAUAAUAAAUCCUUUACUUUAAUCACCUGUUUAUGAAACCAUUGAUUAUUGCUUAGAAAUCAUUUAAAUGAAAUUUAAAUAAAAACAAGGAAGGUAUCAGGAGUACAUUGUACUUAGAAUGAAACAGGCACCUGUCUCCUGCAAAAUAAGAUAAGCUUAACUUCAAAAUGUCAAACUGGUAAAUUGUGUUGAUUUGAGUGUAAUGAUUUUUGUGGCAAUGAUUGAAUGAAGAUAUACAGCAAGAACAUUGUAUUCAUACGUUAAAAUGUAAAAUAGUUUUAAUUUACUGCAGCCGGUAUUUCAAGAAUAAUAUUGCAUCGCAGCGUGUAACCAUUUUGUUGCACAGAACAAAACAGAAAAAGGACUAAAAGCUUGCAAUAUCAAAAUCUUAAUAAAAUAUACUUUAUAAUCUACAAUGCAAAAAUCUAAUUCACAGGGUGGUACUUUCACUGACUUUUAAAAACCUUUAUGAAUUUAAACCAUUCUACAUUUAAUGCACUUUUAAUUGACUAUUAAAGAUGUGACAUUUUUGAGAGGGAGAGAGAAGGGGGUGGAGUGCAAUUUCAUCUGGCAGCAGGUGAAUAACCUGAUAGGAGCAGUUACAAUGCUCAGAGGACGGAUUCAGAACCCAUGGCGCUGAAGGGCACAUACCACUGGAAACUUAGCACUUGUGCAGGAGAUGUUCCUGGUGGGUUGUGGCUUAAACACAUAUUAUUGGAUUAAAAAUAAAAAGUAGCUAGCACUAUGGGGUGAAACAACAAUCUAUGCAUAAUGAUGCAUUAAUAAUUGGGGGCUUGCUUCUGUAUGUUUAAAUUUUUUGAAUAAAUAGAAAAUUACUGUUUGGCCUUUA
Hemicordylus capensis (graceful crag lizard) is the source of this 8185-nucleotide messenger RNA. It is a transcript of the gene NR3C2, whose product is annotated as nuclear receptor subfamily 3 group C member 2. Bases 1032 to 4004 code for a protein of 990 amino acids. Gene Ontology annotation, molecular function: DNA-binding transcription factor activity; sequence-specific DNA binding; zinc ion binding. NCBI's taxonomy places the organism in Eukaryota, Metazoa, Chordata, Lepidosauria, Squamata, Cordylidae. Gene Ontology annotation, biological process: regulation of DNA-templated transcription. The record is from RefSeq and is a predicted model, not a curated record. The transcript is spliced from 10 exons.